ACUUUCAAUAAGAAAAACCUUCCCAAAACCUCAAAAUCAAAUUUGUCUCGAUUACCCCCCCAAAAGCCCCUCUAACAACAAACCUAAAAAAAAAAACCACCCAACUAAUAAAACUGUCAAAUUUCGUUAAAUUCGUACGUGUGCGCUUGUGUGUAUCGCCACCAACAAAAAGGGUUGAGCGAAGAAAAAAAAAACAAAAAAUCGUUUUCUUAAUUUUGCCACCAAAAGUAAGAAUUUAUUUUCUCGCUUUUCCGUUUAUUAUUAAAGUAAAAAUAUAUAUUUUUGAAAAAAUAUAAACUUUUCAAUGAAAAACUCACGUGAACGGUGCACUUUGGGUGAAGUGAAAAGAUUCAAGUGAUUGGGAACAUUUACCUACUAUUUUUUUUUUUUGUUCUUGUGGGGAAAAUUUUUUCUCAGAUGUCAGGUGGAGGUGGUGGCGUAGAACACCAUAUUGUCAUUAUAAAUCCCGCAACCACACCGCACGGACAUUCUGCGGAGCUUGUUAAAGCAGAAUACGCCACUGAUAUUGAAUCGCAUCCCCAUAAUCUGCAGCAAAAUCCACAGGGUUUUCAUAAUUCGCGUUUCGAUUACAACUACUCGUCAACUCUACUAAACUUGGACACUUAUCAAAACGUUAAAACACGUACCAGAUGGAAUGAAUCGCCGGAGGCUAGAGAAAGACGCUUAGCCAGAAACGCAGCCAGAAUGAGAGACAAACGUUCGAAGGAGAGCGACGAUGAAUAUAAAGCCCGUUUGGCGAAAAACGCUGAAGCUAAUCGCGUGCGACGCCAAAAUGAGAACGAAGUACAAAGAGCCCUAAGACUGAUGAAAAAUGCAGCGAGACAACGGUUAAGGAGGGCAAGCGAAACACCGGAGGAGCGCGUCAAGAGGUUAGCAAAGGCAGCAGAGCGAAUGCGUUUGGCUCGAGCUAAUGCACCGAAAAUCGACAAACCACCUUUGGCGGAUCGCCUGAAAGGUUACUAACCGCAAGUGCAAGUGCAUCUGAAGUUGCACAAAAUUGCAGCAGCCAGCGCCUUUUAGUGGUUUUCAACACAAAUUAACAGUAAUUCUUAAGAGUGUAACAAAAACAAAAAAAAUAUAUAAAAAUAUAGAAAUUAAGAAGUAUUAUAUCUAAUCUAAUCCCAAAAUAAUUGGUCUAGUCUUGUAUUCUUUGGCAAGCUAUAGUAUCUCCCUCACACUUCUUGCGAUAUUGUUCCUUAGUUGCCCAUAACUCCCUAGUCCCCAUCUAAAUCGUUUGUUGAACAAAAUUUGUAUUUUAUGUUUUUAUCAUGUUUAUUAGAAAUAUUUAGUAUUAAGAAUAACAUAAUAAAAUAUCUUAAGAACUUGAACACAAAAAAUUGCUUUUUUA
Molecule: messenger RNA, 1369 nt
Organism: Episyrphus balteatus (marmalade hoverfly)
Lineage: Eukaryota; Metazoa; Arthropoda; Insecta; Diptera; Syrphidae
Exons: 1
Coding region: 418-984 (188 amino acids)
Source: RefSeq, a predicted model, not a curated record